UUAGCCUAGCAACGAAGAAAAUGCAAGAAAGAUCUUAAAUUAAAAUUUAUUUAAUAUGUGCCUUGCCUCCCAAGUAACAAGGUAAUCCUUAUAUGUCAUAUUUUCUUUGAGCUUCAUGUUCCAUCCAAUCAAGCAUUAGAAAUUUGUUUCUUUCUCAUUAAUAUGGAUAUCCAGCCUCACAUAUUUUUCUUCCCAUUUAUGGGACAUGGCCACACGAUUCCUAUCAUAGAAAUGGCCAACCAAUUUGCUUCUCGAGGUUGUAGAGCAACCAUAAUAUCCACCCCUGCAAACGCGCCUGAUGCCAUCAAAUCAAUUGAAACAAGACAAUUGGGAUUGGAGAUUGGAGUUGUUCUUAUCAAAUUUCCCUCCAAGGAGGUUGGAUUGCCUGAAGGAUGUGAGAACACCAACUCUCUAACUACAAAAGAUAUGAUACAGAAGUUCUAUGUCGCCGCCACCAUGCUUGAUCAACAACUCGAACAGCUCCUUUCUGAACAUCGUCCAACUUGCCUUGUUGCCAGUGCUUUCUUCCCAUGGGCUAAUCAAAUUGCAGCAAAAUAUGGUAUUCCCAGGAUUGUAUUCCAUGGAACAAGCUCUUUUGCUCUGUGUGCUUAUGCAAGUUUGUUUCGGGAACAACCUCACAAGAAGGUAUCGUCAGAUUCAGAACCAUUUAUCAUUCCUAAUUUACCAGACGAGAUCAAAAUUACCAGACAGCAACUUCAAGAUCACCUGAAGGAAGAAUCAGAGGUUACAGAUUUCGUUAGAAAAGUCAAAGAAUCAGAGCUUACUAGCUUUGGUGUCAUUGUGAAUAGCUACUACGAACUUGAAGCUGCUUAUGCUGAUCAUUACAGAAACUUCUUCGGAAUGAAAGCUUGGCAUGUCGGCCCAACUUUUCUAUGCAGCCAAGGCAAAGAAAACAAGGCACUGAGAGGAAAAGAAUCCUCCAUUAAUGAACACGAGUGCUUGAAGUGGCUUGAUGCUAAGAAACCCAAUUCGGUUGUCUAUGUAUGUUUUGGAAGUGUGGCGAAAUUCGACGAUGCUCAGCUAAAGGAGAUAGCGAUUGGUCUUGAGGCCUCUGGGAAGCAAUUCAUUUGGGUUGUAAAGAAAGAUAAGCAUGAAGAAGGGAAAGAAGAAGAUUGGCUGCCUGAAGGAUUUGAGAAGAGAAUGGAAGGAAAGGGACUGAUCAUAACGGGUUGGGCACCCCAAUUGCUGAUCCUUCAACAUGAAGCAGUGGGAGGAUUUGUGACCCAUUGUGGUUGGAAUUCGACUCUGGAAGGAGUAUGUGCAGGAUUGCCAAUGGUCACAUGGCCAGUUGCCGCCGAGCAGUUUUACAAUGAGAAGUUGGUGACUCAAAUACUUAGAAUUGGGGUUGGUGUUGGAGUUGAGAAAUGGGCUAGAUUGACAGGGGACAGUGUAAAGAGGGAAGCUAUAGUGAAGGCUGUGAAUAAAAUUAUGGAAAGUGAAGAAGCAGAGGAAAUGAGAAGCAGAGCCAAGGCACUUGGGGUAUUGGCAGGUGAGGCAGUCAAGGAAGGUGGAUCUUCUUAUACUGAUUUGAGUGCCUUAAUUGAAGAAUUGAAACUCCAGCGUGCUGGGUCUGGUUCAAACAGGAAAGACCAACUACCAUGAGUAUGCUUUUCCAGUUUCUUGGAAACAAAUUUUCAGACACCGUACACACAAUUAGCUAUAUGUAUUCGAUAAAGUGUCUUGUAUGUAAUGUUGUACUAAAUAUCUUGAUUUUCAUGCAUAUGAAAAAGGUUUUGACUUUGUCAACGACUCUGGUUGUUUGGUACGUUUUACAAAUUGAAUUCAUUGGAGUAUUUCCAUUGGGAAUGUAAAAUACAAUCUAUAUGGCACAACAAUUGGAAGAACUUGUUGUCUAUGCAGUAUGGAUAUCUUUUUAAUAGCCUGUUAAUUUAAAAAUAAGUCUUCAACGCUUC
Ziziphus jujuba (common jujube) is the source of this 1934-nucleotide messenger RNA. RefSeq names its product probable UDP-glucosyl transferase 73B6. The record is from RefSeq and is a predicted model, not a curated record. Bases 163 to 1623 code for a protein of 486 amino acids. Gene Ontology annotation, molecular function: UDP-glycosyltransferase activity. Lineage: Eukaryota; Viridiplantae; Streptophyta; Magnoliopsida; Rosales; Rhamnaceae. The transcript has a single exon.